Solanum stenotomum is the source of this 1426-nucleotide messenger RNA. RefSeq lists its product as uncharacterized. Bases 97 to 1239 code for a protein of 380 amino acids. Lineage: Eukaryota; Viridiplantae; Streptophyta; Magnoliopsida; Solanales; Solanaceae. The record is from RefSeq and is a predicted model, not a curated record. The transcript is spliced from 2 exons.
UCUCAACAAACUCUGCAAUUUCAAUCUUCUUCGCUCUAAAUUCUCACACACAUAAACAACCAUUGUGCUAAGAAUUAUCAAACAAAAUCAAAGAAAAUGGAAUCAUCGACGAGCAAUUUGAUGUUAACGGUGAAAAUUCUGUUAAUUUCAAUCGGAGCAGUUUCUUCAGCCAUUGCAAUUAAAUCCUCUGUUCCGUUGAUUUUAUAUGAAUUUCCUACUAUUUGGUCCGGUUUGAUUUCAUGGUUAAAGCCUCCGUACCUCUACAUUUUACUCAACGGUAUAAUUAUCAUCAUCGCCGCUACUUCUCGAUCAAAUCGUAAGGAACAACAACAAUCCGGCGAGCAAUCGCGGUCCUUAAUUUCUGCCGGAACAUCUCCGGUGUACUCAGAUUUGGUAACGAUUUCCAGAUCUAAAAUGUCGGAGUAUGCGCCGGAACUGGUUGACGAACCGGAGGUGUUUGAGGUUACGCCGUUCAUUUCUGCCGGAACGCCUCCGGUGAACUCAGAUUUGGUAACGAUUUCCAGAUCUAAAAUGUCGGAGUAUGAGCCGGAACUGGUUGAUGAACCGGAGGCGUUUGAGGUGAUGCCGUUGAUUUCUGCCGGAACGCCUCCGGUGAACUCAGAUUUGGUAACGAUUUCCAGAUCGGAGAUGUGUGAGUAUGUGCCGGGACUGGUAGAUGAACCGGAAGUGUUUGAGGAGAAGACUGAACCGGUAAAUGAACCGCUGGAGGUGGUUGAAGUAAAGUCUAUGGUGACUGUAGUGAAUGAAGACGAAGGUGAAAAUGAUGAAUUUGUGAGUUCGAAUUCGAUUUUUACGCCGUUGCCUGAAGUAGAAACGGAGCUAAUUCAACGGCUAACGACUGAGAAACCGCUAGUUUCUUCGAGGUUCAGUCAUCGGAAACCGCUGAUGAGGACGAGUCCUGAAGGGGUGAAAUCACUAAGGGUAGCUAGAGUAAAAAGGCAAGAGACAUUAGAGAGUACAUGGAAGAAAAUAACGGAAGGGCGUCACGUGCCUCUCACGAGGCACCUGAACAAGGUAGACACGUGGCAACAUCAGACCCAGAACCGGGGAAGUGAAUCCCCGGUUCAAAAUAUUAAAAAAACACUUGAACCAUCACCGAGUCAAGAUGAGCUAAACCGGCGAGUUGAAGCAUUUAUUAAAAAAUUCAACGAAGAAAUGAGAUUACAAAGAGAACAGUCAUUACAACAAUACAUGGAGAUGAUUAAUCGUGGAGUUUAAGUUAAUUUAGCAAUUUAUACUAUUUUUUUUAUUUGUUAGAAAAGGAAAAAAAUUAUUUUAUUUUUUGUGAAUAUGUGUGUAUAUAUAGGGGGGAAAAUAGUGCAAAUAGGGCUAGAGUUUGUGUAUAUAGAAUUGCAAUAUAUUCUAUUAUUGAAGAGGGUUAAACUUGAGAUAAAUGAAAAUUCAG